AUGCUGGGGGAUGAGGGUGGUUCUUUAGGCUCUGCAGAGGCCAGCAGCAACUUCAACGAAUUCUCCUUCUCCAAUGGGGGCCCCCUAACUCAAGACAACGAAGUAGGGGGCCCCCUGAGGGGUACUGCGGGGGUCCGCCUGGGGGGCCCCCCGGGGGGCCCCCCAGGGGGGCCCCCAGGGGCUUCUUCGCAAAGCCAAACCCUUCCCCCCCCAUCUCAGGAUUUGUGGUUUAGACCCAUUGAGGCCAAGGCGCUGGCUGAGGACUUCCUGCACAUUGACCAUGAGAUAGUGCCUUGCCGCGCCUUGGUUGAGCUGCGGGGCCUUUCUUAUCUUUCGCCCACAGCGAGAGAAGAGUACGCGAAGAACCUCCGCCCAGACGUGGUGACCCCAGGGGACACGCUGCAGCUGCUGCUGUUCCAGGCGCGGAGUUUGCUGCAGCAGCAAAAAGUGCAGCUGCUGUUUCCUGCUGCUUUCGGCCCCACAGUAGUUGACGCUCUUCAGAAAGACCCUUUGGGAGUGGACCUCGCCAGCCACUCUCUCUUCUACUUCGAACUCGGAGAAGAACUCUGCAGACUGCUGCCGGAGCACGAGUGGCCGCACCCAAAUCUGCAGGCCAUUCUGCAGCAGGCGAAGCGGCAGCGGCGCGUGGGUUUGGCUGUGGGGGCUUUUAGCAGAGACAGAAAAAUACUAAAGAGACUCACUUUUGAAGAAAGAGACACUGUUAACGCAAUAGAAAACAGCAGACCCUUCAUGGGGCCCUUUGCAUAG
Messenger RNA from Eimeria tenella, 768 nucleotides. RefSeq lists its product as uncharacterized. Gene Ontology annotation, biological process: mitotic DNA replication initiation. The record is from RefSeq and is a predicted model, not a curated record. The transcript has 5 exons. Gene Ontology annotation, cellular component: GINS complex. Lineage: Eukaryota; Apicomplexa; Conoidasida; Eucoccidiorida; Eimeriidae. Bases 1 to 768 code for a protein of 255 amino acids.